This is a messenger RNA of Corythoichthys intestinalis (scribbled pipefish), 3180 nucleotides long. RefSeq names its product anaphase promoting complex subunit 5 (gene anapc5). The record is from RefSeq and is a predicted model, not a curated record. The coding region runs from base 270 to 2597 and encodes 775 amino acids. NCBI's taxonomy places the organism in Eukaryota, Metazoa, Chordata, Actinopteri, Syngnathiformes, Syngnathidae. Gene Ontology annotation, molecular function: protein binding. Gene Ontology annotation, cellular component: anaphase-promoting complex. The transcript is spliced from 17 exons. Gene Ontology annotation, biological process: anaphase-promoting complex-dependent catabolic process; protein K11-linked ubiquitination; positive regulation of mitotic metaphase/anaphase transition.
AGUGACGUUUUUUUCAGUCGCCAGAAGGAGGGUCGUUUGAAAGCUAAUAACUUUUGUUCGGCCGUUUACUAAGAAAACAAAUAUGCGUUUUUUCAACGAUAUAUAACCUUAUUUUUUAAGGUUAACAAUGAGUUUUGAAAGUAUGAUAAUUUUCUGUCUAGCUAACGUUAAAGAAAUCGCUUGAUGGCUUGCUAGCAACUGCUAUCUGCUCAAAGACUGUUCGGUGCGGGUUCCUCUCUUCAUACCAACACCUUGGAACAUUCUGAAGGAUGGCAAGUGUGCAUGAAAGUUUGUAUUUCAACCCAAUGAUGACGAACGGAGUGGUCCACGCUAAUGUUUUUGGAACUAAAGACUGGGUCAGUCCUUAUAAAAUCUCCGUGUUGUCUUUGCUGUACGAGAUGACAUCGUCGUCGAAGAUUACUCUGCCGGAAAGAAGACGCCUGAACAAGCUUAUUUUACCUCUCCAGCAGAGCUCGGACGUGUCUCUUGGCCAUUUCCUCAAGACUGUGGGAGAGUGUUGUUCUGAGACUGCAUAUUCCGUCAAAAUAAGGCUUCAUGAAAUGGUCAACGGAGAGCUGAGAGACAUGGACUGUUUCUUUUCCACUCUGCCUACUCCCUUCACGGCUUUUGAUUCAGAGGCGUAUAAAACAAGUGUUGUGGGUCUUUUCAUGAGACACAUGUUGCUGGCCUAUAAUAAGCUUUCCUUCAGUCAGGUGUACAAGUUGUACAAGUCCCUCCAGCACUACUACCACAAUAACGAUCCCAAGCCCACCGAAGGCCAUAUGUGUUCAAUGGCAAUGGCUGUUGAUGAUUGUGAUAUGGAUCUCACCAGCACUGAAGAUACGGUUGGGGACCGACUAGACAGAGACGACAAGGACAACUUUUUAGACCAAUCAGAAAUUGGGCAUGAAAUUACACCAAGCAGAGGUCCCCUGUCACAAAAACAGGCAGAGUACUUUCUUGCGAGACAGGCAUACCUUCUGAAAAAUGACGAGUGUAAAGCUCUGAAGCCUGCAUUGCUGCAAGAGGAACUCAACAACAUGCUGAAGUUUAACCCAGACUUUGCUGAGGCGCACUACUUGAACUAUCUUAACAGCAUCAGAGUACAGGACAUCUUCCUUUCCACCCACAGUCUCUUACAUUAUUUUGACCGCCUCAUCUUGUCUGGGAGUGAAGGAAAGAGCAAUGGAGAAGAAGGCUACGGCAGAAAUCUCCGUUACGCCACCCUCAACCUGGCCAGCCUCCACUGUCGCUUCGGACACUAUCAGCAGGCUGCUCUAGUUCUGCAGGAAGCCAUCCGCAUCGCCCAAGAAUCUAAUGACCAUGUCUGUUUGCAGCACUGUUUGAGUUGGCUCUAUACACUGGAACAGAUGAAGGGAUGCGACAGCACAGUUUUAACGGAGGAUUCUGUCAAAAUGGCUGUUCAUUUCUGCCUGCCGUACCUGGCCUCACUAGGCAUCCAGUCUUUGGUCCAGCAGGGGACAAGGCAAGGGAAAACUGCACAUAAACUGAUGGAUGCGCUGAAGGACACGGACAUCCUCCACUGGAAGCACAGCCUGUCGGAGCUGAUCGAGAUCAGUUUGGCUCAGACAACAUCCAUAUGGAGGAUGUACGGCAAAAGCACGAUGGCUCUGCAGCAGGCCCAACUGCUUCUCCACAUGAGCAGCUUGGAACCAGUCAAUUAUGGGGUCCAGCAGAACAACACGGAGCCCUUCAAUGUGGCUCUCUGCCAUCUGGCUGAGUUGCAUGCUGAGCAGGGCCUGUACGGUGCAGCUUCAGACAUCCUCCAGCACCUGAAAGAUCAGUUUCCUGCUCACACACAGCAUGCCAAGCUCUGGAUGCUAUGUGACCUAAAAAUCCAGUUCGAAAGGCACAUGAUUGAGGGAAAAUACAACUUGGCAGAGCAGCUGAUCACGUCUAUUUCUGCUUUAAACAAAACCGAGGGUCUCUUCAGGAAAGUCCAAGUUUUAAAAGUUCUUAAUCGAACCACUGAGGCUUACAGCAUCUUGCAGCGACUGCACAUGCACUGCGAAAAGACCAAAUGCACAGAGACAGUUAUCAGAGUUAUGCUAUCUACAGCUGAACUCCAUUGGGAGUCAAAUGGUUUCUCGACAGCCCUUCCUCUCCUCUUCCAAGCCUUGGCUCUGGCCCGACAGCACCACCUACAGUCACUGGCCUCAGAGACGCUCCUCCACUUGACCUUCACACAGUUGAUGUUGGGUGUACCUGAGAAGGCUCUUCUUGUCUUGCAUGAAGCCAUUGAGCCUGUUCUGGCGCACGGAGCGCUGGUGGACAAAGGUCGCGCACUGCUGCUGGCAGCCCGCUGUCAGAUGGCUGUUGCUGGAUUUAGGCCAGAUAGUCAAGGGCAAGCAGCAGAUUUACAAGUUGCUGUUUCGGCGGUGGAGAUGUUAAAUGAGGCUGCUGCCUAUUUCACCAAGUUAAAUUGCAAAGAGCACCUGCGAGAGGUCCACUACUUGCAGGCUCAGCUCUACAAUUCUUUGGGACAAACGUCACAACGCAACAAAAGUGCCAUGCUCUUUCGCCUUUUGGACCAGGAGCUGCGGUCACCCGCACUCCCACUGUCUAUGCGUCUCUAAUUCUCCUGGAGUUUUCAAAUGAAGCCAAACUUGAUCACUAGAUGGCAGUAAGACCCCGUUCUGCUUGGUUGGCCUCUAUGGACGAUGUCAUUGUGUAUUUAUACUGUAAUUGGACAUGAAGGUCAGUCACCUGUUGUCUUAAGUGCAUAAGCCAAAUAAAAUCAGCACUCCGAGAUUUGUGAAGAAUCAAAUUACUCCAAUCCAAAACCAUUAUUUGUAAAGGUGCUGUAGUUCAGGUUGCUAAACAUAACGGUUGAAACAAUACUAUCCCAGCUUUGUCAGCCCAGGUUUGUCAGACACUGGUAGAUAAGGCGAAAGUUUAUCAGGAGCUGUCAUUCCGUUGCAGUUUUAACAGCAGCUUUUUGAUGAAUGGAGGUAAUCUUGCAGCUUCACUGGCCUGGUUUAUUCACAGUCCGCUAGGAGAAUACUGAUGAAGAAUCCGCAGGAGGAAAUUGUCAUUCCAUUUGUAGGAGACCUGCCAUGACAUAACUAGACACUGUCUAAAUCCCACUUAGCUUUGACUGCGUGAAGACCGAUAACGUCUAUGUUUUCUGACAGGAUAUUUUCCCCCAAAAAAACUCAA